This is a messenger RNA of Ruditapes philippinarum (Manila clam), 4834 nucleotides long. RefSeq names its product neurogenic locus Notch protein-like. The record is from RefSeq and is a predicted model, not a curated record. Gene Ontology annotation, molecular function: calcium ion binding. The transcript has 13 exons. Lineage: Eukaryota; Metazoa; Mollusca; Bivalvia; Venerida; Veneridae. The coding region runs from base 135 to 1058 and encodes 307 amino acids.
UUUGACCUCUGUUUCGUCUAGUUUGUACGGAUAAUAAGUACGGAAGCGGCUGCUCCCAAACAUGCAACUGUAACGCAUCCAGACUGGUUGAAAAUGUUGGAACUCAAACCUGUAACCACAAAACAGGUUACUGCAUGUGUAAUUCAAAAUGGACUGGUCCAGCAUGUGAAACGGAUGUUGACGAAUGCACGGAUACUACCAUUUGCAACAGUACCCCAAACAAGGUUUGUGAAAAUACCUUAGACGGCUAUUAUUGUACAUGCAAAGUGGGGUACACAGAAAAUACGGACAAAACCUGCAGAGCAAGCACCACAACAAUGUCAUUAAGUGUCGGAACAAAUGAAUAUAAGAUAACACUUAAAAUGGCCCUUGACAUACCCUGUGUAGCGGCAGAUCUGCAAGUUCCAACGAAAUAUGAUAGAAUUAAAGCAUCGAUUGAAUCUAUGUUGAAAGCCAAACUCCCUUCAACUUUACGUGUUGUUGCCUAUAAUAUUAGGUGUGGAUCAAUAGUAUUCGAAAGUCAAAUAAUAAUACGUAACACCGAUGCGGAGAAAUCUCGUGUCGCCGGUGAUUUGCAAAACAUUAGAAACGGUGGCACAAUGGCGGUGGAUGGAGUCAACACUAAAGCCACUGCUCUUACAGUCAACGGAUGCGCAUUGAGUAUAACUUCCGGUACUGACAAUACAGGAACCAAAGUUUGUAGAGUACAUUCAACUUUAGUCACCUGUCCUACAGGGCAAACAUGUCAAUAUGUAGACAACACAGCAUCUUGCAGGACUAUACUGACAGCCACAAACAAAACAGGUGAAGCUUUAGGAGCUGUUAUCGGAUCCUCUAUUGCUGUAUUUGCUGUUGGAAUUCUUGGUGCGAUUUGUACCUUGUUUAUUCAUACUAGAAAAAGAAUUAAAACAGGCUCGAAAACUCAGCCGACAGUUUCUCAUGAAACAGAAUUAAAUGAACCACCAACUGCUCUGGACACCUACGAGCAACUUCAAAACAGAACAGAUACUGAAAUCAGGGGAACUUAUGAUUCUCUUGAAGUCAGCUCCAGUACAUAAAACAGCGAAUCACAGUAUAAGAGUCUGAAUCAGGAAGCAGAGAAAUAUCACACAUAUACAGAUCUAAAACAAAGCCGAUAAAUCUGAAGAACCUACUUGAGAGAUUCGCCUUGAGCGUUCUUGUCUGUUCGGGAAACUUUAUAGAAGGAUUGUUUGUAAUAUUCGUAUUCCUGUUAUUUUAAUACAAGAAAAUGAAUGAAAGAAAUCGUUAAACAAAUAGUCUCACUGUACAUAAAGAUAGAAGAGGGGUUUGUGUAAUAGAUGAAAAGGGCUAUGUAUUCUGUUAUAUAUACACCAUUGAAAUAAGUUAAGCACACCCGGCAUUUUGCCUCAAUUUUGACAUGACCAGAACUAAAAUCUUAAAUUUUAUUUGGGCAAUGGUAUUAACCACUUUUAGUCAGCCUGCAACAGCUGGAACAAGCUUUGCAACAAGAGUGGCAACAUUUACCUCAAAAUCGCAUUAGACGCCUUACUGGUAUUAUGAGAGGAAGAGUUGAGGAUAUCAUCCGGGCACGUGGCGGCAACACACACUACGAAAAAUUCGUCUACAAAAUGUUAUUUACCAAACAUAUCUACCAGUAAAUGUUUUGUAAACUCUUCAACUUAUAAACACUUACACUUUUUGUAAAAAAAAACACUAAUCACUUAUUGUGCUUAUGCUCCUAUUAUUUGGUGAACUUAGAAAAUCUAAACUAAUAAGUUUACUUGUUUUUGAUUACUUAUUUGAUAUCGCUACUAAUCAAAUCAAUAUUUCUUAGCUUAAUUAAGUCGUCAUCUCAUGACAGUGCUUUCAAUCAAAAACAGUUUUAAAUUUCCUGGGUGUGCUUAACUUAUUUCAAGGUGUAUAUAUAACGGGUUUUUUGAAAAAAUACUGUUUUAGGACUAGUAUUUCGGGCAUUUAUUUUGCUCCUUGAAUUAUUCAACAUUUUUUAAUUGAAUUAUAUACAUUUUAUUAUUCACACUUAUAAAUCUUAAAUAUGUGUAAUAUCAAAAAUAAAUUGAUUGACCAAUGUUCAUUUCAGAUAGAUAAUUGCAAAUCAAGCUUAUAUUAUCCUUUGAUAAUUUUGCUAAAGCGUGCGUGGUUUUUAUUCUAGUGAUAUUUUGUCAUAAUAAGUAUCUUUCUUUUUCUUUAAAUAAGACAUGAAACAUUUGUAUUCACUUAUUACCUGUGUGUAUGUCAGAAUUACUAUAUUAUUGUUCGUUCACCUGUUUAUUCAUCUGUAUGGAACUUCUAUAAGAACUUAUUGGUUAGAUACGAAUUUAACCGUGCUUAAAUUAUCAUGUGAAUAAGGACAGAAGACUCUUCAAAUAUCAUACUUGUAAAACCGAUGGAGUUAUAGGUUAAACGUUUAAUAUUGUAUUAUUAUGUAAUGUUUCUUUGUAAUAUAUAUAUAAUUGACGAUUUAUGGGUACCUUUAUUGCGUUGAAAGCCAUUGAGAGUAUUUGAGAAAGGCGCCUUAUAUAGAUUUAACGCCGUCUUUGACGUUGGACGUGCGCCGCGAUUCAGUUAGUUGCCAUGGUGUUUAUGGCAUAUUUUUGUUGUUUGUUGAUAUUUAUCUAUGAAAAUUUAUGAAAAUGAUUAAAUUUUAUGGGUUUAUAACAUAUUAAAAUAUCAAAUUCGUACCUGUUUUAUUUAGCUUUAAAUCAAUCUUGUCACAGAAUAUUGGGACAACCCUCGUAUGUGUAAUAUCAAAAUUAAAUUGAUUGACCAAUGUUCAUUUCAGAUAGAUAAUUGCAAAUCAAGCUUAUAUUAUCCUUUGAUAAUUUUGCUAAAGCGUGCGUGUUUUUUAUUCUAGUGAUAUUUUGUCAUAAUAAGUAUCUUUCUUUUUCUUUAAAUAAGACGUGAAACAUUUGUAUUCACUUAUUACCUGUGUGUAUGUCAGAAUGGCUAUAUUGUUGUUCGUCCUCGAAUUACACAAAGCUACAGAGCAAUGCUAAUUGAACUCUGAGCUAGAUGCAGUCACGGUCCCCCGUUGGGCGCCAAAUGCCACAGGGUGAGCAAAAAGUGCAGCCUGACCGGGACUCGACCAACUGAGCUAUCCGGCCGCUUACACAUCUUCACCCCUUAAUAGUGAACAGUUCUGAACCGUGACAUUGACAUGUAAGUUUAUUUGAACAAGUGCUGCGGGUAACCGUUAUUGUUCAAAUUAAAUCUAGUUUGUAUGCCAUAUAUUGAGUUAUAACUCUUUCUGAAAUGCCUAGAGCCAGACAAGCUUGUGCAUCCGGGCAAUCUGACUUGCUUCAAAACAGCAGGUGUCAAGUGCUGUGUGGCAGCUGUAAAAAGUUGCCCCGUACUUCACUUCAGUGUUGUUAUAUUUUUCUGGUCCUUCGGGAUCAUUGAUGCCAGCACUAUCAAUUGUUGAGAAUUGAGUACCGCUCAAACCAGUGCUAGGGGGCGUGAGGGAUGUUGCACAUAUUCAUUAUCCCUCAUGUACAGACUCAAUCAAACCAAGUCUGCAAUUCUCUUGUAAUUUUGUUGUGAUUAAUACUUCCGAGGGAGCACUUUGUUUCCAGAUUUGCAUAGAGCCAAGUUAAGCUUGUACAUCCGGGCAGUCUAACUUGCCUAGAACCAAGCAAGCUUGUACUUCGAGACAGUCUGACAUGCCUAGAGCCUGGCAACCCUGAACAUCCUCGCAUUCUGACUUGCUUAAAGCCAAGCAAGCUUGUUCAUCCGGCAUUCUGACUCGCAUAGAUCCAAGCAAGCUUAUACAUCCGGUCAGUUUGGCUUGCCUUGAGUCUGGCAAAAUUAAAUCAUUAAAGAUUGAAUAAGCUGUCCAAAAAAUUUAAGGCAAAUUCAAUUAAAGUAUAUAGAAGUUUUUUUUUGUUCAUCAUGACAAUAUUAAUAUGAGCAUUUUAUUUAUAUAUAUUAAGCAUUAUUACUUAAAUUGUAACAGGGAAUCAACAAGAUAGUUCUACUUGUUUCGUCAUUGAAUAUUUAUGUGAACAUAAUUGCUUGCUCACAAUUUGUAUUUGUAACCCUUUUUAAACUUUUUACUUGAUUUUGUUAAUUAUGUCAUUGUGUAUUUCUUAUUUACAUAUAAUAUAUGUUUUAACAGAGACUUUUAUAACAGAAGGUUAAGAAGCUCUAAAAAUAGGAAAUUUUCAAAUUUUGACCAACAAUCCUUUGUUUGAAAUUCCCUUGGAGUUGAUUAAUUCCCGCCAUCUUAUUUUAUAUAACAGAAUUUGUUAACAUUUAAUCCAAUACAAAGAAUAAUUUACAUCUUCUUAAUCUGUAUUACGUUUUAAUACCUUUUGGAAACUUCUUUUUUAUUAUCAUAAGAAUAUUUAUAUAACAUGUAUACAUAAUUAUAUAAGUAUUGGUAAAAUCUCUGUCUCGGAAAAUCUCGCAAACAUGUGAUCUUGCACGAUUUUAAAUCCUUGUCAAUAAAUUACAUUAUUUACGCUCAAUCGUUCAUUAGGAUCUUGUUCUGAAAAGUAUACUUUAUAAUUAUUAUUUAAAUGUUUCUUUUUCUUAUUUCAGUAUUAAAGUUUGGAACAAAUAACCUUUUGCUUAUUAUCUUAAUUAUUUUGAAAUCAUCUAUGAUAACCAUGAUUAAAAUAUUAGUGUCGAACAGAUGAAUGAAUGAAAAUGUCUAACCUUUACACUCAAGAAUAUAUUACUUUUAUGUUUGUACAAAAAUUUAAUUUUAGAUUUUGUAUUGAUCUACAUUUUAUUCUUUUUUAUUAUUAAAUUAGAAGGCCGUACAGAAAGCAAGUAUACUUUUUACUAUUUAAACUUUGUAUGUUACCUUCUAUAAAUAAAGAUUUUAUCAUUA